GUCGCGUUCGCAGCCCCAGCCCGCCUCGGACGCGCCGCCGCUGCCGCCAUGGGUCGACAGAAGGAGCUGGUGUCCCGCUGCGGCGAGAUGCUCCACAUCCGCCACCUGCUGCUUCGCCAGGCUCUGGCUGAGUGCCUGGGGACCCUCAUCCUCGUGAUGUUUGGCUGUGGCUCCGUGGCCCAGGUGGUGCUCAGCCGGGGCACCCACGGUGGUUUCCUCACCAUCAACCUAGCCUUCGGCUUCGCUGUCACCCUGGGCAUCCUUGUGGCUGGCCAGGUCUCUGGGGCCCACCUGAACCCUGCUGUGACCUUUGCCAUGUGUUUCUUGGCACGCGAGCCCUGGAUCAAGCUGCCCAUCUACACCUUGGCUCAGACGCUGGGAGCCUUCUUGGGUGCUGGGAUUGUUUUUGGGCUGUAUUAUGAUGCAAUCUGGGACUUUGCCAAGAAUGAGCUCAUAGUCUCGGGCCCCAACGGCACAGCAGGCAUCUUUGCCACCUACCCCUCUGGACACUUGGACAUGGUCAAUGGAUUCUUCGACCAGUUCAUUGGCACUGCCUCCCUCAUCGUGUGUGUGCUGGCCAUUGUUGACCCCUACAACAACCCCGUUCCCCGCGGCCUGGAGGCCUUCACCGUGGGCCUGGUGGUCCUGGUUAUCGGCACCUCCAUGGGUUUCAACUCUGGCUAUGCUGUCAAUCCCGCCCGGGACUUCGGUCCCCGCCUUUUCACCGCCGUUGCCGGCUGGGGCUCUGAAGUCUUCACGACCGGCCGCCACUGGUGGUGGGUGCCCAUCGUGUCUCCACUCCUGGGCUCCAUUGCGGGUGUCUUCGUGUACCAGCUCAUGAUCGGCUGCCACCUGGAGCAGCCUCCACCCUCCACUGAGCAGGAGAAUGUGAAGCUGGCCCAUGUGAAGCACAAGGAGCAGAUCUGAGUGGGCAGGGGCUACCUCCCCGCCCCUCCCUUGAGCAUCCCCAGACUGUGCAGGGGCUGCUGCCUAGAAGCCUUCACGGGACCCUCCCAGACUUGAGAAGCUCCUUGUCAACUCCCACUCCAGUGGACAGCCCCCUUGGGGAUUCUCCCCAGGACGCUCCCCAAAUAGGCCCUUAGGACACUGUCUUUAAGCUGUGGUGGGACAGGGAGUAGGGCCAACAUACCCUUUGUCUCCCAACAGGAAAAUGGGCAGUGGGCGUGUGAGUAUGUGUGCGCGUGUGUGGUUUCCAAGAUACUCAGGGCAAGGGACCAAGUGGAAAGGAUUCUAGCUGUUGGGGGGAGACCAGAGGAAGGGGAAGGUCCAUCUGUGGUGUGUCCCAUCUGCGAGUGAGGAAAGUGUGAAGAGUCUGCAUGUUUCAGGGGGCUCCAUAUGGAGAAGGUUCCAGAUAUAUGUGUUUCUGAGUAUGUGUGUGUAUGUGCCCUUUUUUCUAAGUAGGGAGCUUCUCUAGGCUUUGGGGGAAGAAGGGUGGGGGCAAGGGGGUAGGGCGGGGAGGAGGAGGCCACAGCCCAGGUAUGGAGCUCUGGUUGUAUAUAAGUAAGAACAGAGAACGUAGUUCUGUGAUAAUGUAGGCAUGAGGGGUGGUGGGGUGAAGUCCAGGUCGUAAGUUUCAUGCUUGCCUUUUUUUUUUAAAAUACAGCAGAUGUUACAGUUUUAGGGAUGGGGGUUGGGAGACUCUGCUUAAAAUAGGGUCUUCAGUCCUUUAAUCCUCCACUCAAAAAAUGUACUCUUUUGCCUUUUAUAAAAAAAAAUAAUAAAAUGUGUUCCUAAAACUGCCA
Leptonychotes weddellii (Weddell seal) is the source of this 1763-nucleotide messenger RNA. RefSeq names its product aquaporin 3 (Gill blood group) (gene AQP3). The record is from RefSeq and is a predicted model, not a curated record. Lineage: Eukaryota; Metazoa; Chordata; Mammalia; Carnivora; Phocidae. Gene Ontology annotation, cellular component: basolateral plasma membrane; plasma membrane. Gene Ontology annotation, biological process: water transport; glycerol transmembrane transport. Gene Ontology annotation, molecular function: urea transmembrane transporter activity; water channel activity; glycerol channel activity.